Messenger RNA from Stegastes partitus (bicolor damselfish), 5311 nucleotides. It is a transcript of the gene egfra, whose product is annotated as epidermal growth factor receptor a (erythroblastic leukemia viral (v-erb-b) oncogene homolog, avian). The record is from RefSeq and is a predicted model, not a curated record. NCBI's taxonomy places the organism in Eukaryota, Metazoa, Chordata, Actinopteri, Pomacentridae. Gene Ontology annotation, biological process: positive regulation of kinase activity; positive regulation of epithelial cell proliferation; protein phosphorylation. The coding region runs from base 169 to 3762 and encodes 1197 amino acids. Gene Ontology annotation, molecular function: epidermal growth factor receptor activity; epidermal growth factor binding; ATP binding. The transcript has 28 exons. Gene Ontology annotation, cellular component: plasma membrane; signaling receptor complex; basal plasma membrane.
GACUGCUGAAGAUAUCUGGAGGAGGAGGAGCUGUCAAAGUUUCCCAGAGAAGGAAAAACCCGUAGCGAGAACAAACCCGAGGAUUUUGGGAACUUUUGAACAAGCGGAUUUUUGUGUCGCGUCGUGGGCAUGGAAUGACACCUUCCCUCCAGGAGCGUCAAAAACACGAUGGCAAGCCGUUUUCUCAAGUGGAUCACCUCUCUGCUCUGGCUGGGCUCCUGCGUUCUGGCGGAAAAGAAAGUAUGCCAAGGCAUCAGCAACCGGCUAAACCUCCUGGGUACUAAAGACGACCACUACGUGAACAUGGUGAAGACCUACAGUAACUGCACCGUGGUCCUGGAGAACCUGGAGGUCACCCACAUGGAGGAGCAUCGUGACCUGUCCUUCCUCCGGUCUAUUGAAGAAGUGGGUGGCUACGUCCUGAUCGCCCUCAACACAGCACCCAGGAUUUCUCUGGAGAACCUGCGCAUCGUCCGAGGCCAUACCCUCUAUGAGGGAGAGUUUGCACUUGCUGUGCUUUCCAAUUAUGAGAAAGGAACGGAUCAGGCCACCAGCGAGAUUCUUCUGACCAACCUGACAGAAAUCCUAAAAGGAGGUGUAUCGUUUGAGAACAACAAGCUAUGCAAUGUGGAAACAAUCCAGUGGUUUGAUAUCGUCAGUGCUGACAAGAAGCCCAAGAUGCUGCUCCCGGCUGCCAGCAACAACCCCCGAUGUAGAAGAUGUGACUCGAGCUGCUUCAAUGGUUCGUGUUGGGCUCCUGGUCCUCAGAACUGUCAGACGUUAACGAAGCUGAACUGUGCACAGCAGUGCUCUCAGAGAUGCAGAGGACCUUCACCAAGCGACUGCUGCUACGAGCAUUGUGCCGCAGGAUGCACAGGACCCAGACCGACCAACUGUCUGGCCUGCCGGGACUUCCAGGAUGACGGGGUGUGUAAGGACUCCUGCCCAGGCCUCAUGCGCUACGAUCCCAACCUGCACCAGCUGGUUCCCAACCCGUUUGGAAAGUACAACUUCGGGGCCACGUGUGUCAAAACCUGCCCACAUAACUACAUCGUGACCGACCAUGGCGCCUGUGUGCGGACGUGCAGCGGCAACACAUACGAAGUGGAAGAAGGCGGAGUCAGGAAAUGCGCCGCGUGCGUCGGGCUGUGUCCGAAAGCGUGCAACGGACUGGGAACAGGAGACCUGCUUCACACCUUGUCUAUCAAUGCUACGAACAUCGACUCCUUUAAAAACUGCACCAAAAUCAAUGGUAACAUCGACAUUAUCCACACAUCGAUUUAUGGGGAUACAUUCACCAAAACACCGAAGAUGGAUCCUGCCCAGCUUGAUGUGUUUAAGACAGUUAAGGAAAUUACUGGAUAUUUGUGGAUUCAGACGUGGCCAACAAAUAUGACCUCACUCAGUCCGUUUGAGAAUCUGGAGGUCAUUCGUGGAAGAACUAAACGAGGGAGCCGCAGUGUUGUCAUAACUCAGCUCGGUAUCCAGCAUCUGGGUCUCAAGUCCCUCAGAGAAAUCAGCGACGGAGACGUGGCCAUCAUCAAGAACCGGGACCUCUGCUACACCGACGUCAGCCACUGGAAGAGGUUCUUCAAGUCCAGCAGCCAAAGUGCUAUGAUAGAAGAAAAUGCUAACGCUGCCACGUGUGCUCUGACGAACAACACAUGUGACAGGAAGUGCACGGCGGACGGCUGCUGGGGUCCGGGCCCGGACAUGUGUUUUGCUUGCCGUGACUACAGCCGUGAUGGGAGCUGUGUUGACUCCUGCAACAUCCUGGAGGGUGAACCGCGGGAGGCAGUCGCGAACAAAACCUGCAUGGAGUGUCACCCCGAGUGUCAGCGCAUGAACGGGACCGCGACCUGCAGCGCGCCGGGUUCUGGAAACUGUACGAAGUGUGCCAACUUCCAAGAUGGACUGUUCUGUGUCUCCCGCUGCCCCCAAGGCGUGCCGGGGGAGGACGACAUGCUCGUAUGGAAGUACGCAGACGAGAGGAACGUGUGCCAGCUCUGCCACAAGAACUGCACUCAAGGGUGCGUCGGACCUGGCCUCGGAAGCUGCCACAUUAAAAGCUCGCUGUCUUUCAGCCCCCCUGGUCUGUCCAUGAUUGCGGCCGGUGUAGUUGGUGGGCUGCUGGCUGCUCUCGUUGCAGGCCUGUCUGUCUUUGUGCUGCUCCGCCGACGCCACAUCAAGAGGAAGAGGACCAUGCGCAGACUGCUCCAAGAGAGAGAGUUGGUGGAACCUCUCACCCCGAGCGGAGAGGCGCCAAACCAGGCUCUGCUGCGGAUCCUGAAGGAACCUGAAUUUAAGAAAAUCAAAGUGCUGGGCUCAGGAGCUUUUGGUACAGUUUACAAGGGUCUGUGGGUUCCAGAGGGAGAGGAUGUGAAGAUCCCAGUGGCCAUCAAGGUUUUGAGAGAGGCCACAUCACCAAAAGCAAACAAAGAGAUCUUGGACGAAGCCUACGUGAUGGCCAGCGUGGAACACCCCCACGUGUGCCGCCUGCUGGGCAUCUGCCUCACCUCCACGGUGCAGCUCAUCACCCAGCUGAUGCCGUACGGCUGCCUGCUGGACUAUGUCAGAGAGAACAAGGACAACAUCGGCUCCCAGCACCUGCUCAACUGGUGUGUGCAGAUCGCCAAGGGUAUGAACUACCUGGAGGAGCGCCACUUGGUGCAUCGUGACUUGGCAGCCAGGAACGUCCUGGUGAAGACUCCUCAACACGUCAAGAUCACCGACUUCGGCCUCGCCAAACUUCUCAAUGCAGACGAGAAAGAGUACCACGCGGAUGGAGGAAAGGUGCCGAUUAAAUGGAUGGCUCUGGAAUCUAUCCUGAACAGAACCUACACACACCAGAGUGACGUAUGGAGCUACGGUGUAACAGUCUGGGAGCUGAUGACAUUUGGGACCAAACCGUACGAUGGGAUUCCUGCCAGCGAAAUAGCCGGCGUCCUGGAGAAAGGAGAGCGCCUGCCUCAGCCGCCAAUCUGCACCAUAGACGUCUACAUGAUCAUGGUGAAAUGUUGGAUGAUCGAUGCGGACAGCCGGCCUCAUUUCCGAGAACUAAUAGCUGAGUUUACAAAGAUGGCUCGGGAUCCGUCCCGUUAUCUCGUCAUCCAGGGCGAUGACCGCAUGCACCUACCCAGUCCCACGGAUACUAAAUUCUACCGCAGCCUGAUCAGCGGGGAGGACAUGGAGGACGCCGUGGAUGCAGAUGAAUACCUGGUACCACAACAUGGCUUCUUCAGCAGCCCGAGCACCUCCCACACCCCGCUGCUUCACUCCACAAGCCUCAACGGCAGCAUUGGAACAUGCCACAGCAGAAAUGGCUUAAUGAACGGGUUCCCGAGCAGAGACGGCAGCAUGGUCCUGCGAUACAUCCCCGACCCCACGGACAAACUUUUGGACGAUGCCUUCCAGCCCGCUCCAGACUACAUGAACCAGAACGGAGUCUCAGACAUGGCGAACCCGAACUACCAGCACCCGGGUCCGCCUCGCACGCUCCUCCCCACCAUCUCCUCCGACGACGCCGAGACGGAGUACCUGAACUGCUUCAGGAACGGGACCAACGGACCCGAAUACCUCAACGAGGUGCCGACCCCCGCCGCCUUCACCCCCAACGGCACGGUCCACAACGUUCAGAAGUACCAGCCCCAGAACAGCAUAGACAACCCCGACUACCAACAGGAUUUCACUCCCACCUUCAAAACCCACACCAACGGACACAUACCGGCCGCGGAGAACGCAGAGUACCUGGGCCCAGACUGAGGACGGGAUGGGACAGGAGACUGUUUUAGCUCCACUGAGGAAGGCACUGGAGGCUGGAGAAGCAUUGAUAAGUGGUACCAUCCAUUAUCACACCAUCCCGUCUGAUGGAGUCCGGUGUCACAUCGGGCUGCUCCGUGCGCUGUUUGCAUGCCUUUUACAUUAAAUCAUUCCAAAGAGUUUUUUUCCUCACUACCAAACUACAGACGACUUUUUCCUCGUUGAGAGGAGGACGAACGCUGAGUCGUGUUGUGACUCAGCUGACCUUCGAGCUGCCGGACCAGUUACACUCCACCCCAGUGAUGCAACCUCUGUGAACAUCCCGUCUCCCAAAGUGGAAAAUCUUUAAAUGUUAUGCACAAAAAUACUUGAUCCAAAUGAGUCGGCGGACGAAUGCUAUUCAAAAGGAUGGAGGCGCCUCCCAGUUGUUUUUUUUUUUUUUGGAGGCAGAAGCUCUGUUGCAUAAAACAGAAACUGGCAGCUCGACCCGAAACACAACUUGAGGUACACGCGUUGUAGACUCGCUCGUCAUGAACGGCAGAACAUUUCGCUGAAGUCAGGAAGAUGCUGAUGUGUUGACUUCCUCCGAGGCCCGACGACGCUCCUCCUGAAGGAUGAGUCACGUGGAAACUAAAUCUUGCAGUGUAUAGAAUGUAUAGUCGGCGUAAAGGGGAAUACUGGUGAAUAGCUUCAUUUAGACGUGUUGCCUUUAAUGUUCUAAAACAGUUCUGUGCGCGCUGGUUCCCCCCCUGACGUGUGGUAUGUGGAGAAUGCAAACACAGCAGGCGGUCAUGUUUGCGCCGCCGUGCUUCGUAGCUCGCCACCUGCAGCACGUUUGUGACGUGAAGCGUAUUUGUGUCGACCCACAAACUUAUCUGGACUGUGAGGAGUUUAUCAGCGUGUUGGUCUGCACACACAGGAAACCGUGAGCGAUUGUUCCCCAACGCUCCUGACUGCACGCUGGGCUUAUUGGCGAAUUAACCUGACGACUAAAAACCUAAAGACAAAAGCUUUCUUCCUGUAUUUUCUAACUUUCCUGACAGACGCUGGUUGAACUGUUUUAGGCCAUUCGAGCAACCUGUUUAGACUUUGGUAGCUUUUCCCUGUGAUGUGUUUUAGAGACUAUUUUUGAAUGGCUCUGUGUCAGAAACUAAGAAUGUUUUUGAUCUUUUAAUAUCACCAGGAGACUUCUCAGUUUCUGUUUUUGUUUUUGUUUUUUAGCAGAAGCGUAGACUGUUGUUUCACAAAGGCUGUUGAAUCUGUUCGUAGCUUUAAAGUGUUUUAGUUUUGCAGGAGCAUUAACUUUGCAAAUAUUAUUCCUAGUUUUAAAGGAAUAUACUAUUGUAGCGGCCUGUGAGCCUACUUUUGCAGAUUUUACACAGGUACAUGUACAGGAAAACGGCGAUUAAGCUGCAAUAUACCCCAAAAUAUACACCUAUAAUUUAUACUCAGUACACAGUUUUGUCAUAUCAUACGUGAAUAUGCACUUAUUCCCGAAUUGUGAUUAUUUCAUUCAGAAGUGAAUAAAUCUUUUUUUUUCUAUAGAAAUACA